GGACCCUGAAGGGUGACUCCUGCACAUCCUGACAACCCUGUACAGUGUGUUGAUGCCAUGUAUGAAAUGUGGAGAUGUCCUCCUCUCUUCACCCUGCUGAUGACUCCUCUCUGUUGCAGACUGGAAGGAUGCAGAUCUGAUGCGGGACAUCGAGGCGGCCACAGGAGAAGACCUGGGCUCUGACAGGCUGGGGAAGAAAAGGAAAGGGAAGAAGAAGAAGUACCCGAACCUCAGCGACCUGAAGCAGAGCACCAAUACGUCCCGCUCCAGGCUGGAGAAGAAAGUCCUCAACAAGAGCGCCAUGCGUAGAGUAGCGGAGGUGAUGAGUAAAGCUGACAGCAGGAAACAUGACAAGUUCUCCAACCAGUUCAACUACGCCAUCCACUGACCUGCAUUCACAUUGUGACUCUGAAGAAGAGAGGAACGUGAUUCUCAUAAUAAUGAGACUUAAAGAACUUCUGACACAUCUAAUAUCAAUUAUUCAGCCUUUAUACGCAUCGUUUACAUUUGGUAUAACUGAUUGAAUUUAAUGUUUAACUGCUCUUUGAAUUUGUUUUUAAACAUUUUGUUCAAGAUUAUGAAUGAAAAUGAUGAAGUUUAAAACAUUUGUGUGUGUGUGUUUUCAAAGUCCAUAUUUAUAUUUAUAAAUGUUUCAUUGGGUAAAUUUGUAAGUAAAUGUUUUGUUCUUAUUGUGAUCAGUUCAUUGAAAUUGAUAUUUUGGUUAUGAAGUGAGUGAACAUAUCUGUUGCACCUAUACAUUUGAGUUCUUACUCUUUUUCCUUACUGAUGGUAUGUAAUUUGGUGGUGUGUGUAGAGUCGACGGUGGAAGCAGGGAGAGGCAUAUACGUGCCUUGAUUCCUGCCGAGUCGACGCACAACUGUUGAUUGGUGUCAGUGCCCAAAAACUUUUUAGGAGCAAUGCGCUCAUGGUAUAGAUGUGGCGCAUACAUCUUAGUUCCUACUCUUUUCCCUCACCCUAUCCUAAGGGAGUGCAUGUACGUAGACACGUUGUGCGUCUCCAGCUCUGUUCCUUACUUCUUACUUGCUACCCAUUUCCCUCAACCUAUCCUAAGGGAGUGCAUACAUGUUAGUUUAGCUGCU
Messenger RNA from Notothenia coriiceps (black rockcod), 1100 nucleotides. RefSeq names its product UV-stimulated scaffold protein A-like. Gene Ontology annotation, biological process: transcription-coupled nucleotide-excision repair; response to UV. The record is from RefSeq and is a predicted model, not a curated record. Gene Ontology annotation, molecular function: RNA polymerase II complex binding. NCBI's taxonomy places the organism in Eukaryota, Metazoa, Chordata, Actinopteri, Perciformes, Nototheniidae. Bases 140 to 388 code for a protein of 82 amino acids. Gene Ontology annotation, cellular component: chromosome. The transcript has 2 exons.